Clonostachys rhizophaga is the source of this 1047-nucleotide messenger RNA. The record is from the annotation of a GenBank genome assembly. NCBI's taxonomy places the organism in Eukaryota, Fungi, Ascomycota, Sordariomycetes, Hypocreales, Bionectriaceae.
CAGCCAGCCAUUGUGCUCCAGGGGGCUGCAGCAGCUGAAAGCCACCCCCCGCACCAGAAUCCUUGGAGCCAACCACCUCGCUCCGGAGCUUCCCUGUUCUUUCCUUAUCUGCCACUCGUCACGUCUCUUGAGACGAGGAAAGAAACAGCCACAAGGUCAGCCGAUGCAUCUUUGCUUUUUGUAAGCCUGAUUGAUCAUCCCUCAUUUUCUGGUCUCGCUCGCCCGUUACUGCGCCGUACGGUCGAGCAGAGUCCAGACUCUUUCUUGUCCUCGGCUGCCUUCACAAGAAUGGGACGGGGCUCCAAGGCGAGGAAGGAAAGGGACCACCUCACGCCGCCCAGCGCCGAGACAUAUGCUGUCGAGACUCUCGGGCUCCUGUUCACCAAGGACAUUGGGUUCGAUGCAGUCAUCACCUGUCGCGGCGAAGAGUUCCAGAUUCACAGAAGCCUCGCCGCUGUGCGAUCUGCGUUCAUGAGGGUUGCAUUCUAUGGCAAAUUCACGGAAGCGACCGAUGGCAGGCUCUCGGCAGACGAGUUCGAAGUCGAGGUGAUCAAGCAGAUGGUGCACUACCUGUAUAGCGGAACGUACACCACCCCCGCACAGAAAAACAUGGCGUACAAGACGCGGCCCGUGGAGGAGAUUGUGGCCCAAGUCGAGGACUACUGGAGCGCUUCCAGCCAGGCGAUACGCACGGGCUGGCAGUCCCAGGGUCAGACAAAGCAGCCCGUGAGCACAGCGGAGACGAUGCAGUUCCACAUCAAGAUGCACAACGUCGCCGACUACUACCAGAUCGAGUCGCUUUCCAAGUACUCAUCCAUCUGCAUUCAGAGGCUGCUGGCCUACAAGUGGGACGCGGGAGCGUUCUGUGACAUGCUGAAGCUGUGUUGGAACGAGCCUGUGGACGAUGAUAUCAGGGAGCUGUUCGCCAAGACAGCGGCCCCUUCUGUGGUUGCGCUGCUGGACACGCCAAAGUUCCAGAUGCUUGACUGUAAGUUGAGACUAGCUUUUGACUACUUAGUACUCCGUAUAAAUGCUCACAAAUUGAAA